Messenger RNA from Exophiala bonariae, 1779 nucleotides. RefSeq lists its product as uncharacterized. Lineage: Eukaryota; Fungi; Ascomycota; Eurotiomycetes; Chaetothyriales; Herpotrichiellaceae. Gene Ontology annotation, molecular function: dipeptidyl-peptidase activity. The transcript is spliced from 5 exons. The record is from RefSeq and is a predicted model, not a curated record. Bases 1 to 1779 code for a protein of 592 amino acids.
AUGGGGACGGUAAUCGAUGGCAUCGAGGUCAGGCAACUGCCCUCAAAGAGGGACUUCUCCAACAUUUGGUGCGAUCAGAACCCGUCACUACAAGUAUUGCCGAAAGGCUGGCGUCGAGACCCUGACCGAAGAGCCUUGCCAGAGGCUAUAGUUUGGGACAAGGACGUUUCGAUCCCGCUUCGUGAUGGGAAAAAGCUGAAAGGAGAUAUUUUCCGCCCAGCGAGAUUACAUGGCAAACCUGUCCCCGCGUUACUGCCAUGGGGACCAUAUGGUAAAACGGGAACUGGCUCACAGUUGACCACUAACUUUGAAUUUCUGGGGGUACCGAAAAAUUCGCUAAGCGGUCUCGAGAAGUUUGAAGCUCCAGACCCUGCAGAGUGGUGCCCAAGAGGUUAUGCAAUCGUGAAUGUCGAUGCACGUGGGACUUUCAAAUCUGAAGGUGAUGCCGUUCAAUUUGGCACCCAGGAGGGAAAGGACGGCCACGACACGAUAGAAUGGAUAGCGGCACAGGAUUGGUGCAACGGCUCGGUUGCCCUAGUUGGAAUUUCAUGGCUUGGGAUUACACAAUGGUUCAUCGCAGCCGAAAAGCCACCCCAUCUUGUAGCAAUCGCACCGUGGGAAGGUGUUGGUGACUUCUACCGUGAAACUCUCUGUCGAGGUGGAAUUCCCAAUCCACUAUUCUGGGACUUGUUAGCCCAAAGUCUCGAGGGCGAAAAUCAACGAGAGGAUAUCAUUGGUAUGCUUGAACAGUAUCCUCACAUGAAUGCAUAUUGGGAAGACAAGAAGCCACGACUUCAAGAUAUCAGUCUUCCUAUGUAUGCUUUAGCUAGCUAUUCCAGCUGCCUUCAUACGGAAGGUUCGAUUCGGGGCUGGAAAUAUUCCAACUCAGCCGAGAAAUGGCUACGAGUGCAUUCUACCCAAGAGUGGUUUGACAUGUAUAGCGCAGAAGCCACGGAUGAUUUACAGCGAUUCUUGGACCACUAUUUAUUGCAAAAGAACAAUGGCUGGGAGCUUACGCCAAAGGUUAGAAUCUCUCUGCUCCGCUAUAAUGCACCUCCAAUCGUCAAUCGUGUAGAGGAUAACUAUCCACCUUCACGCACAUUGUACGAAACAUUCUACCUUGAUGGAGACAAUGGCAAACUCACUCUCAAGCAACCGAGUGCUCCAUCGGAAACUUCUUACCAAUCAGAUUCGUGGGAGGAUGACGGUAGCCAUUUCACGUACAUUUUUUCAGAGUAUACAGAACUUUGUGGUUUCUCCAAAGUGAAGCUGUACAUGUCGUGCGAUGACCUGGAUGAUCUGGAUGUAUAUGUUAUCCUUCGAAAACUUGACGUUGACGGCCAAGCUUUGCUCCAUUACAAUAUCCCCUUCGUCAACCAGAAAGAUGGCACAAAGCCUGAGGAUAUCGAUCAACUCAACGUGUACAAAUACGUCGGCCCCAACGGACGUCUCCGAGCGUCGAAACGACAAAUCUCUGAGGAGCCUGGUCUGACGGUUGAGAUGAUAGCCAAGAAAGAUCCAACAGAAAUCUGGUAUCCCUACAAUCAAGUCGCCAAGGUCCCCAAAGGCGAAGUUGUAGAGACGGAAAUUGCAAUUUGGCCGGGUGGCAUGGUUUUCGGAGCUGGUGAAGGGCUGCGGCUCGAGGCCAAGGGCCACGAUCCGGUCAUACCUGAAAAACCCGAGAUGUUCCAGAGCAUGGUCAACCAAAAUCGUGGAAGACAUAAGAUCCAUACUGGUGGUCAUUAUCUUAGCCAGCUAUUAGUACCGUUGCUAUCAUGA